AUGCCGCUGCUGCCCGGCGCAGUCCUCCUCCGUAGGAGCCUGGCGAGAGAGGGAAAGCGGGGAUACCUGACCAGCGGCGCUCAGAAGUAUGCAGAGGGCCGGGGAGUUCAGGCCAGGCUGGGGGCCGGGGGCGCUCUCCUCUGGGGAAACGAAAGCCCACCAUGCCGCCUGGAGCCUCUGAAGGCCCACCUGUCUCUUCCGGCCCAGCUUUAUCUCAACCGCACUUUCUGUGAGGUGCGUCAAUAUGUGCCCGUUUACACAGAAAUAGGAAUUGCUGGUUGUCACCUGACCAAGGCAGAAAAUCUAUUUAAGGAACUUCAAGAACAUUUUCAAGCUCUGGCUGCAACAUUAAACCUCAGAAUGGAAGAGAUGGGAGGUCGGAUUGAGGACCUACAGAAGAACGUAAAUGACUUGAUGGUGCAAGCUGGGAUCGAAAGUUCUGUCGCAGAGCAAACGACCUGAAGACAGUGGACCAGUCACUUGAAAAUGUGAGAAAACGAAAACUGUUACUUUUUGAGUAAUAAUCUACAUAAUACGAUUCUGAUUUUUAGUAUUUAAUUUAAAAAUUCAUUUUAGUAAAAUGAAAGAUUAAAACAACAAAGGCAAUGCAAUAAGGAUGUGAUUCAGAUCAUUAACCACUUAGCAAAGAUGGUUGUAAGAUGGAAAAAUAUUUUUCAAUGCAUACCUAAUACUUGUAAAUCAUGGAAGAAAAGCAUACACUAUAUUAGGUCAAUUUUUUUCUGAAUUAAGUUCUUUAUAGCUCUUUCUUUAAAAUAUCAUAAGCAGUUUUCUGAUAGAAGUUGCUUUUUUAAUAACUGCAUUCCAAUUCAACAACUCCAGUCAGUUUUGGGGAAGAGUCGUUUUAAUCUGCCCAGAACAAGCAUAUUCUGACAGUACGUUCUCCAAACCAAACAAAACCAAAUCAAAGGAAAACCAAAGAAACAGGUGAUGCAGGAGCUCCGUGACGUGCAGGCAGUCACCAAGGAGGCACACAAAGAUCACAUGUUAGUUUAUUUUGUUGGAGAUGCUUUCAAACUAUUGUCCAGUUCAGCUCCCUCUCAGCCAAAGUCAAACAGAGCUACGACCACCUAAAGAGUGGGUCAGUUCUAGGUCUCAUUGUAAAAAAUAACAUUAUUCCUGCAUGUAACAUACAUCAGACGCUUUAUACAAAAGUCAAAAUAACUCACGAUUCUACAGUUUAGAAUUAACCACCGUCAACACUUUCUUCUGUGCAGGCGAUUUUAUAUAGUUGGUCAUAUUGUUUAUAAUUUAUGUUCUCAUGUCAUGAACACUUCUCCCGAUGUGAAAGUUUCAUACUUUUUUAUGGUUACUAAUGUUCUAUCAUGUGGCUGAAGUAACUUAACCAUCCCUUUAACCAUUCCUUGGAUUUUGAGGUUAUUUCCCAGUUUUGUGCUAUUGUACAUAAUGCCAAUAACCUGCUGCUGGGAGGAGAUUUAGGAGAGAAACCCAAGGCUGUGAUAAGGAAACGACUUAGCUACAUGCACUGAAGGGUCAUGGUUUCUACAGACUCUCCAGAAUUUAAGUACAGGAUUUAAGUACACUAGGUACAAUCUUAGGAGGAAUAAGAAACAGCUCUUACUGUUUAUAUUUAAAAGAAAGGCCCCAGAAAUCAUUAUUUGACUUUUUGUUGUUGUUCUUGUUAACUAGAAGGACAAAAGAUUUUUUCCUUAGGUGUGUGAUCCUUCUGAAGCCUUUCUGUUGUGGGUUGGGAGCCCUAACCCCAAGACCUCAGCACGUGCCCUUAUUUGGUGAUGGGGCUGGUGCAGAUGUAACACUGAGAUGAGGUCAUGCUGGAGUGGGUGGCCCUCAUCCAGUGUGGACAUCUGGACAGACGCACAUGGGGAGAACACCAUGGGAACACCAAGGCCUCGACUGGGGGAAGCAUCAAACCCAAGGGACACAAAGGGCCAGGGGAGGAGAGGAAGUCUCAUAGGAGCCUGAGGACCAGCCCUGCCUACACCCGGACCUGACCCCAGCCUCCAGCACUGAGACAACACAUCUCUGCCAAGGCACCACCUGUGGCCCUUGAUUACGGCGGCCCCAGGAAACUCAGACAGACUCCCACCCACAAGUGUGCAAAGCACAGGGGCCGCAAAAGAUGCUCACCUGACCUUCACUCCAACGGCUGAGUCAGUUCUUGACUGCCAGGCUCACUGGCCCAAAUAUCACGUUUCCUAAGAAAUAAAUGAUUAUGACUGUCCCAUCACCAUCUGUUUUAUUUAUUUCAGCUAGAUAUUUACAGAGAGUUGCUGAUACAAAAAUACAACGACCAGGUGGACUGAAAGUCAAAGCAAUGCCACCCUCACUGCAAACCCUCCAGCGACGUGAGCUCCGCGUGCUUUUCCAAACGCUUCCUCAAAGGCUUAAAGAGCGUAAACACUUCCACGUGAGCACAAGCACAUGGCGUCUGUGUGCGGGGCCAGGGCAGCUCAGUAUCUGUACUUCGUCGAGUAGUCCUUGGGGGACACAACCAGGCCGCGGCCCUUGCGGGCGCCCCGGUAUACCGUCUCGAUGAUGUCGAUCAUCUCCUGCUUGUCCUCCAUGGCCCAGUUGAUCUUGUUGUUGUUGCCGGUGCCCAGGUCGAUCAUGAUGUGCUUGUUCCUGCAGA
Molecule: messenger RNA, 2629 nt
Organism: Vicugna pacos (alpaca)
Lineage: Eukaryota; Metazoa; Chordata; Mammalia; Artiodactyla; Camelidae
Source: RefSeq, a predicted model, not a curated record